Molecule: messenger RNA, 2448 nt
Organism: Plasmodium yoelii
Lineage: Eukaryota; Apicomplexa; Aconoidasida; Haemosporida; Plasmodiidae
Product: conserved protein, unknown function
Exons: 17
Coding region: 1-2448 (815 amino acids)
Source: RefSeq, a predicted model, not a curated record
AUGAAAGAUGCUGAGAAAAACAUAAAUUACAUAAAGGAUUUUAUUCAAACUUUUUAUUUCGCAAAAAAUAUCGAAUUGAUAAUUGACGAAUCGGCACUUAAACAAAUAAAUAAAACACAUAAGGAAAAUAACUCAAGUGUAAAUAUAUAUUCAUGCUAUUCUAUAUGGUUAUGUAUGAAUGAAAUAUAUCCAUCAUGGUUUGACAUAUCUAUACAUCCUGCUCAAUUUGAUUCGGAGAUGGACGCUUACGAAUGCAUACUCAAAUAUCUUAAUGAAUAUCACGAAAACAAAUUCGAAAUAAUUAUAAAAAAAAUAUUGGGGAAUUUACUAGGAUUGACAAUAAAUGACUUCAUUGACAUUUACAGUUUAGUCAUAUUAGCAGCCCUUGUAUCAGAUGACAAGCAAAAACAUAUAAAUAGCAUUUUAUCUCUUAGUCAUGAAACACAAAAAUAUAUACACAAUAUUGUCGAAGUUUUGGAUAAAACGGAAAGUGCAUCCAAAGAAACAAAACUAUCUCCACAAAAUAGUUCCAAUAAAGAUAUUGCGAAUAUAAAUGAAUCCAUGAAAAUUGAAAUAAAGCAAUUGAAAGAAAAAUUGAAAUAUUUGGAAAUCGAAAAUGAAAAUUUAACCAAUUCAAUAAUAGAAAAAAACAAAAUUGUUGAAGAAACAAAAGAAAAAAUUAAUAACUUGCAAAAACAAAUUAACACUGUUAACGAAAAGGCAAAAAUUCAAUAUAUUACUCAAAUAGAAGAACAUGAAAAAAAAAUUAAUGAAUUGCAAAGCAAUCUAGAAAAACAAACCAAAGAUAAAAAUAAUAUAGAGAAUAAUUUAAAAAAUAAAAUAAAAGAACUCAUAGAUGAGCAAAACCUACUUAAACAAGAAAAUUCAAAUAUAGAUAAUCUACAAAAUAAAAUUAAUAAAUAUAAAGAAAAAAUCGACAGUUUAAUAACAGUUCAAAAUAUAAAUAAAGAAUUAGAAGAUAGGCUUAAGGGAAAUACCAAGAAAACGAUUGAUAUGGAAAAUGAGAUUCAGAAAUUAAGAACAGAGCUAAAUAGCACGAAGAUGUAUAAGGAUAAAUGUUCAAACCUAUCUGUAGAAUUGGAAAAGACAAAAAAUGAAUAUGAAAAACUUCAACAAGCCAUUGGAGAAAAAAAUAAAACCAUGCAACAAUUGAAAAACGAUUUGGAGGAAAAAACAAAAGCUUAUGAUUUAAUUAGAAAGGAGCAGAAUCUUAAUAAGUUCAACAUCGGACUAAGUAAUGUAGAUCAAACAGAGGAAUUAUUAAGACUUAAAAAGGAAAAUGAAAAUUUGAAGAAUGAAAUUGAUUUAAAAAAAAAUGAAGAAUUAAGCAAAGUAAAAGAGUUUGAAAAAGAGAUUCGCGAUUUGAAAAAAAUAAAUGAAGAAUUGAAAAAAAAAACUGAUGAAAUUAUGAAAAAUAAUUCUAAAUCUGAUAAAAAACUACCAGAAAAUGAUAAUUUAUACUUAAAAGAGAUCGAAGAGAAAAAAAAACACAUAGAAAAUAAAGAAAAGGAGCUAAAAGAAAAGCAAAAGGACUUAGAAGAUAAACAAAGAGAUAUAGAUAAUAAACAAAGGGAAUUGGACGAAAAACGCAAAGAAACCGAACAUAUAAAAAAAGAAUUGGAAGGAAAAAAUAAAGAAGUGGAGGAUAAGAAAAAAGAAGUCGAGUCAAAACAAAAGGAAGUCGAAUCAAAACAAAGGGAAGUAGAAUCAAAACAAAAAGAAGUAGAAUCAAAACAAAAGGAAGUAGAAUCAAAACAAAAGGAAGUAGAAUCAAAACAAAAGGAAGUAGAAACAAAACAAAAAGAAGUCGAAUCAAAACAAAAGGAAGUAGAGACACAACAAAAGGAAGUCGAAUCAAAACAAAAGGAAGUAGAAUCAAAGCAAAAAGAAGUAGAAUCAAAACAAAAGGAUAUUGAAAAUAGGGAAAAGGAAAGCAAAGAAACAAAAGUCGAAACGCCCAAUGAAAUCGAACAAAUGAAAAAAAAUAUAGAACAAAAACAAAAAGAAAUAAAAGAACUCAAAGAGGUUAAUGAAAAAAUUGUGUCACAAUUAUCUUCUAUGCAAGGAAAUGUAGAUACUAUCAUAAAUGACAAAGUAAUAAAAUUGGAAGCUGAAUUACUCAUGGAAAAGAAAAAUGCUGGAUUUAUUGAAGAAACCACAAAGAAUAAAUUAAGCAAGGAAUUCAAUUCGGCUCUUCAAAUUUUUAAGGACCAAUUACAAAUUAGAGAAAAGGAAAUUGAAUAUUAUAAGGAUGCAUUGAAAACCCAAAUAGAUAUUUCUAAGGAUGAACAAAAACUGCUAAGCGGUAUUAUUCAUGGUCUAGGUCUCAAAUAUAAACAACUGCAAACAUAUAACCUUUCAUUGAAAAAUGAAAUUAUAGGAAUAAAACAAAGAACGCAGGCAUAUGUAGAGCCAGAGAGAAAAUGA